AUGUUUUUGGGUCUUUUGCUUAAAAUCUCAACUUCGGCUCCAAUAAUCACAAAUUCAACAUAUCUCGUUUUCGAAAAGGAAGGGAAAAGGGUUGGUAAAGUUAUUUUUGGAUUAUAUUACAAUGAAUGUCCAAAAACAGUUGAAAACUACCUUGCUGCCUUUUCUUGUCAGCCAAAACGAGAGUUUUGCUAUAACAAUACUUAUGUUGCUAAGCUUAAUCCUAAUAAAAGGCUAUCAAUUGGCGUGACUUUGGCCACUAAAUCAGUUAAGGGAGAUCACGAAAGUAACCACGAAGAAAACAAGCUAUUGCAUGAUAGAGCAUACCUGAUUACAUCUAAUACUCACUACAAAACGUUUUUGACGGGAGAAUUUUAUAUAACGUUUAGGGCAUGGCCAAAAUACAACGAAGAGAAUAUUGUAUUUGGUAGAGUUUUGCGUGGCUUCGAUGUUCUCGAAAAACUCAAAAUAAAUUCGAAUGAAAAAGACGUAGACAAAAUCAAAAUAAUUGAUUCCGGUAUUAUACAAGACGAUGACGAUGAUGAUUACGAUCUUUAA
This is a messenger RNA of Trichomonas vaginalis G3, 555 nucleotides long. Its product is annotated as peptidyl-prolyl cis-trans isomerase protein. Gene Ontology annotation, biological process: protein peptidyl-prolyl isomerization. Lineage: Eukaryota; Parabasalia; Trichomonadida; Trichomonadidae. Gene Ontology annotation, cellular component: intracellular membrane-bounded organelle. Gene Ontology annotation, molecular function: peptidyl-prolyl cis-trans isomerase activity. The record is from RefSeq and is a predicted model, not a curated record. The coding region runs from base 1 to 555 and encodes 184 amino acids. The transcript has a single exon.